CAUGUCGUUAAACCAGGCGUGCAACACCUCGUUCAGCCUGAGAGCUGCGUUUCAGUGGCGCAUGGUGUCAAACGGGAAAGGGAAGGGGGCAGAAGUACAAAACACAGAAACACGAGAGCCAUACUGAGCCAGAACAAGGGUCCAUCCAAUCCGUUGCUCUGCUCACAUGGUAGGCAGCCAGCUGCCUGCAGGAUCCCACAGGGAGGACAUGAGUACAACAGCACCCUCCCGGCCAUGCUCCCCACCAACUGGUGCACUGCUGGUAACAAAACUGUAGGAGAAACAUUUCAACCUUUUAGAAUGGGGGAAAACAGCACAAAGCCUAGAAAUCGCCAAGCAAUCCGUGGAAAGAGGAUGGGGAAUCCAGAGCUUCGGCACUCCUGCCUUGAACUCAGAGUGGUCUUGAUCGUGUAGACAGAGCAGGAAAGACGUGGGUUAGGAGUGCAGAAGGCUUCCCUGUUUCCCAGCACAUGUUUUGGUAUCCAAGCAGAUGCCUCUGCAUUCUGCAUGUAGGCACUGUUUGUGUUUUCACUCUUAAACUCCACCUUUGCUUUCUGUGAGACAUUCUGUGUUUAAGCCCAUGGAAGUGCUGCUGUCUUGUCUAGAACAGAUGCAGCAGGAUAAUACAAGGUUUCACUGAUAAUACACUGAAGCACUGCCUGAGCCUGUUCCACAAGGCCAUGUUUCCACAGCCUUUUGUGACAUUCUGAAGAUAAAGCAGCCACCGUAUACUAUGUCAGAUUGUUGGUCUUUCUUCAGCUAGACAGAUCUUUUGCAUCCUGCCUCUUUGAAAGUUUCCAACAAGAAAUGCCAAGAAUUGACUAUAAUUAUACAUGCAAAGGGCUUAUCCAUAAACCGAGAUGUCUUCUGAAGAAGAAAAAAGGAAGAGGGCUAUCACUGCCCGCAGGCAGCAUCUCAAGAGUGUUAUGCUCCAGAUUGCUGCUACUGAAAUUGAAAAAGAAAAAGAAGCUAAGGAACAAGAAAAAGCCAACUACCUUUCUGAGCACUGCCCACCUCUGCAUCUCCCAGGUUCCAUGCAAGAAUUACAGGAACUGUGCAAAAAGCUUCAUUCUAAAGUAGAACAGGUUGAUGAAGAAAGAUAUGACACAGAGAUUAAAUUAGAGAAAACUACCAAAGAGCUUGAAGAUCUGAACCAGAAGCUGUUUGACCUGAGGGGCAAGUUCAAGAGGCCCCCUCUGCGUAGAGUCCGCAUGUCUGCUGACGCUAUGCUGCGUGCCCUUCUGGGCUCCAAGCACAAGGUCUGCAUGGAUCUUAGAGCUAACCUGAAGCAAGUCAAGAAGGAAGACACUGAGAAGGAGAAGGAUCUGCGUGAUGUGGGUGACUGGAGAAAGAACAUUGAGGAGAAAUCUGGAAUGGAGGGCAGGAAGAAGAUGUUUGAAGGUGGCGGCGGCGAGUAAAACAAACCACCCAGCUGUUCAGUCUGAUUCUCAUCCCCAUCCAAGUCCCAAUGCUCCUUUUCCACCAGUCCCACCACCUACAUUUCUACUAAUCUGUUACAGCGCUGUUUUGGGGAUGAAUUUUGUCAAGCCACCUGCCAUACAGAACCCACCUGCAGCAUGAUCCCACAUCAAUGCCAGGCAGACCAUUGUCUUGAGCUGCGGAAUGUCUUAAAUGUAUUUUGCAACAGUGGUAGUUACAUGAGCUUAAAUGAUGCAGUCCUCAUUUAAUCCUGUCACUUGGUAGGAUCUGUUGCUGCAAAGUGAAGUAAAUGGAUGUAAAUAAAGCUUUGAAAGGACGGUUGGGCUUUUAAGCCUUGGGAGGCCAAAGUG
Messenger RNA from Varanus komodoensis (Komodo dragon), 1790 nucleotides. It is a transcript of the gene TNNI2, whose product is annotated as troponin I2, fast skeletal type. Gene Ontology annotation, biological process: muscle contraction. Lineage: Eukaryota; Metazoa; Chordata; Lepidosauria; Squamata; Varanidae. Gene Ontology annotation, cellular component: troponin complex. The record is from RefSeq and is a predicted model, not a curated record. The coding region runs from base 861 to 1418 and encodes 185 amino acids. The transcript is spliced from 8 exons.